GCCUUCCUCGGCCGAAAGCCUAGCGAUAGCCCCGGCGCAGGCCCUACCUUCUCCGGCCCAUACAGGUCGUCGCCAUACUCGUUGAGCAGGCUGUAGGCUUCCUCCACCGCACUUGCGCUCGUUCAUGUUGCAGGAAAGCUUGGGUGCUAAAAGGUCCAACCAAAGUGAUGCUGUCUCUUGUCACAAUGGAGAUAUUGCUUCGUUCCAAGUGUUGUCAGCGCGCAACAGUUCCUGGUCCCGUUAGAGUGUUGCAUAAAGAUUAUAGAACAGUGACUCCUCAGAAUUUCUCCAACUAUGAGUCCAUGAAAAAGGACUUCAAACUGGAGAUUCCAGAGUAUUUCAACUUUGCUAAAGACGUCUUGGACCAGUGGACCAACAUGGAAAAGGCUGGAAAGAGACCCUCCAAUUCAGCCUUCUGGUGGAUAAAUGGAAUUGGAGAAGAAGUGAGAUGGAGUUUUGAGGAACUGGGAUCUUUGUCCAAGAAAUUUGCCAAUAUACUUACAGAAGCCUGUGCCCUGCAAAGGGGAGAUCGAGUCAUUGUCAUUCUGCCCAGGAUCCCAGAGUGGUGGCUUGCAAAUGUAGCCUGCUUGCGAACAGGUGCAGUUUUCAUUCCAGGGACCACUCAGCUGACCCAGAACGACAUCCUCUACAGACUGCAGUCUUCAAAAGCCAAGUGUAUUGUCACCCAUGAUGCUGUCGCCCCAGCAGUAGAUGCGGUGGCAUCUCAGUGUGAAAACCUGCGCUCCAAGCUCAUUGUGUCUCAGAACCCCCGAGAGGGGUGGGGGGACCUCAAGGAGAUGAUGAAGCGUGCCACUGACAACCACACGUGUGUGGAGACAAGACACGAUGAGACCAUGGCCAUUUACUUCACCAGCGGCACGAGCGGAUCUCCCAAAAUGACUGCACACACCCACAGCAGUUACGGUUUAGGAUUGUCUGUAAACGGAAGGUUCUGGCUGGAUUUGACACCGUUGGACGUGAUGUGGAACACCUCCGACACAGGCUGGGCCAAGUCUGCAUGGAGCAGCGUGUUUUCGCCAUGGAUCCAGGGAGCGUGUGUAUUUGCACAUCAUUUGCCGCAGUUUGAGCCAACUUCCAUCUUGCAAACGCUCUCCAAGUUUCCCAUCACAGUCUUCUGUUCAGUGCCAACUGUAUACCGAAUGCUUGUGCAAAAUGAUGUGACCAGCUUUAAGUUCAAAAGCUUAAAGCACUGUGUGAGCGCAGGGGAACCCAUCAGCCCUGAAGUGACUGAGCAGUGGAGAAGCAGGACAGGGCUGGAGAUCUACGAAGGAUAUGGGCAGACUGAGACGGUGCUGAUCUGUGGACAUUUUAAGGGAAUGAAAAUUAAGCCUGGCUCAAUGGGAAAGCCUUCGCCUGCUUUUGACGUUAAGAUUUUAGAUGCAAAUGGCAAUGUUCUACCUCCUGGACAAGAAGGAGACAUUGGCUUUCAAGUUGUACCGAAGCGACCACUUGGCCUUUUCACUCAUUACGUAGAUAAUCCUACAAAAACAGCUUCAACUCUCCGAGGCAACAACUACAUCACUGGGGACAGAGGCUAUAUGGAUGAAGAUGGAUAUUUCUGGUUUGUUGGGAGAUCGGAUGAUGUCAUAUUAUCCUCCGGUUACCGAAUCGGGCCCUUUGAGGUGGAGAGUGCCCUGGCGGAGCAUCCUGCGGUGGCGGAGUCGGCUGCUGUCAGCAGCCCAGACCCCAUCAGAGGAGAAAGAAGGGAACUGAGGCACAGAGAGAUGUCCGAACUUGGCCAGGAUCAUACAACAAAGUAUGACGGGAACCCAGGUUGUCACAUUUGGGUCCAUGCUCUUCACCAGGUAGUAAAGGCUUUUAUUGUUCUGAACCCCAAUUACAAGUCACACGGCCAAGAACAACUGAAAAAAGAGAUUCAGGAACAUGUAAAAAAAACUACAGCACCUUACAAAUACCCCAGAAAGGUAGAAUUUGUUCAAGAGCUGCCAAAGACUAUCAGUGGGAAGAUAAAAAGAAAUGAACUGAGGAAGAAAGAAUGGGAAUCUAUUUAAAUCCAUUCCAUUAAUUAUCACAGCACCUAUAAAACAAAGACUAUAAAAACCACCAGAUUAUGAAGAGGUGAUAAAAAUAUGAUGCUUAUAAACUACUGAUUUUAAAUACAUUGUGGUUAUAACAUAAGAGGCUGAAUUUUGAAAUAAAAAAGUAAAUUCCUGCCCUA
Messenger RNA from Myotis lucifugus (little brown bat), 2200 nucleotides. RefSeq names its product acyl-CoA synthetase medium chain family member 3 (gene ACSM3). Gene Ontology annotation, cellular component: mitochondrial matrix. Lineage: Eukaryota; Metazoa; Chordata; Mammalia; Chiroptera; Vespertilionidae. Gene Ontology annotation, biological process: fatty acid biosynthetic process; acyl-CoA metabolic process. Gene Ontology annotation, molecular function: fatty acid ligase activity; fatty-acyl-CoA synthase activity. The record is from RefSeq and is a predicted model, not a curated record. The transcript has 15 exons. The coding region runs from base 168 to 2033 and encodes 621 amino acids.